CCCUCCACGGGAAGAAACGCCCAGAAAAUAGAGCUUUGACACGAAUGAUGUCGUGAACGCGGCGACGAAUCCCCGGCGCAGGCAUCGGGACGAGUUGUGUUUUGAACAGCGCUGAGCAAGGUGUGGCUGAGGCGGAGCUGCCGAAGCAGUUAUGUCCUUUAGGAUUUUAAUAUGUGUCGUGGCCUUAAGUGCCCUGGCCACCUGCCAGCGCACGACACAGCGAAACCAAGCCCAACCUACAUCCAACCAGCUUCAACCUGAUGAAAAGGAGAAGCAGUGUCCGAAAAACUGGUUUUCAUACAAAACAUCCUGCUACAAGUUCAUUCGUUCCCCAGUGAAAACCAGAGAGCAAGCCAGGGCCCAGUGCAUGGCUUAUGGUGAAGGCUCGGAUCUAGUAAGUGUGAGUAACAAGGAAGAGCAUGGGUUCCUCACGAGGCAUCUCCACGAAAACGACCCACUGCACAGACAGUGGUACACCUCAGGCUACCAGAAGACACCCAACUUCUGGGAAAAUGAAGGUGAUGGUACCUCCUUCCAAGACAUGAUGGAAGCUAUCCUACCAAACCAAGGAUCUGGUCCAGAUAGAAAUUAUCUGGCUUAUUCGUACUCAGAUAAGUACAAGGAAUGGGGUCUGUUGAUGGUAGAUGGACAAGAUACUUUGCUGUACAUCUGUGAGGUUCCACAGACCAACCUGAACAUGCUCAUUGAUGAAUCAGUGGAGAGAAACCACGAGUACGGCAUUAUAGUGCAUGACCCCAGGAAGAUUCCAAAAGGUCCAAAAAUUGUUACACAGCCCAAGGACAGAAUGUUUGACCUUGCCCGAAGAGAGGUUAUCAAUUAUGUGUCAGUUAUGUGCCUUGCUGAUGGUUAUCCCCAUCCAACAUAUGAGUGGUUUAAGGAAUCCUUUGAGAAUGACGAACUGGUUGCGAAGAAGAUCGAUCCUCUCGCAGAUCCAAGGUUUACAGUGUCAGGAGGAACCUUGAUUAUCAAUAACCCCAAACAAGUUGAAGACCGUGGCAAAUACCACUGCCGUGCGACUAACGAGUUUGGAACGGUUACAUCAGAGAGCAUUCAGCUGUCUUUUGCUUACGUUGCUGAAUUCAAUUGGAAGAGGUCUAACGAACAGGGCAAUCAGUUCUGGGGAAAAGCCAUUUACUGUGAUCCUCCACAGCAUUAUCCAGAUGUGCAGUAUUAUUGGGCAAGAGACUACUUUCCCAACUUUGUGGAAGAAGACCGAAGAACGAUGGUGUCUUUUGAUGGAAAUUUGUACUUCUCAUACCUGGAUUACAUUGAUAUUGGCCGUUACAGUUGCAACGUGAAGAGCACUGUCUCAGGCAUUGGCAAGAAUGGACCCAUUUUCAGCUUGGAAGUAAAUCCUCAUCCUAACUACCAGCAGCUAAAGUUUGCAAACAACUUCCCAAAGGCUUUCCCAGAGGCACCAGUUAGGGGAGUGGAUGUAAGACUGGAAUGUAUAGCCUUUGGAUAUCCUGUUCCCUCAUACAACUGGACAAGACGCAAUGGGAACCUUCCAAGAGGUGCUCGCAUGGAAAAUUACAACAGAGUUCUGAUAUUGCCAAAAGUAGAACCUUCAGACAUGGGUGAUUAUAUAUGCCGUGCAGAGAACAACAGGGUUGCCAUAGUAAACAGUAUUUCAUUGAGUAUCCAAGCAAAACCAAGUUUCACGAUCCAGAUCCACGAUCAGUUCAUUGCCAAAGACUCAGAUCUGAUCUGGGAGUGUGAGGCCUUUGGUAUUCCUGACGUUGACUACGAGUGGAUGAGGAAUUCGGAACCCCUGAAGUUAGAAGAGCUGUCGGCUGAUGAUCAGGCACGAUAUGAGAUUGUUGAUAGUAUGUUAAAGAUCAAAGGAGUUCAAGUGAAAGAUGAAGCUAUGUACCAGUGCAAAGCAAGUAACCAUCUUGGCUCAGCUUACUCUACUGCUCAGCUGAAAGUACUAGAAUUGGCUCCUACUUUCCGGAAGAAGCCCCUUGAGUCGGAAAUGUAUGCCGCAGAAGGGGUUAGCGUUACCAUUGUUUGUAACCCAGAGGCUGCUCCAAGGCCAAAGUUCACCUGGAGAAAAGAUGGAUUAGUUCUUGGUAGAGGUGGACGACGUCAGAUCCUUCGCAAUGGAAAUAUGAUCAUUAACCCUGUCUCACGUGAAGAUGACGGGAAUUACACUUGCACGGCAGAAAAUGUUUAUGGCUCUGACGUGAGCUCUGGAAGGCUCAUUGUCUUGCGAAAGCCUGAGUUUUACCGCAGUCCCCCGGAGGAGAUUGUAAGUGACAAAGGGGAUUCCAUCACACUGGAAUGUGAAGCUUAUACGGACACACUUCUAGACACGUCGUACAUCUGGAGACACAAUGGGCUGCGCAUCGAGCUGGAUGACACAGAGUAUCUUCGUAAUUUGGCUUAUGAACAGGGAUAUGACUUCAGUGUGCAGAGAAAGAUGUACAAUGUCUAUGACAACCCGUAUGCAGCUUCACUGAUUACGAAGAAGAAAGAGCAAGAAGUAUAUGUGAGCAAAAGGGAGCCUCCAUUUGAGAAGGGCUACAGGGCAGGCCAUUUGCGCAUCAAAAACUUGACAUUGGAAGAUGCGGGCGUUUACGAGUGUGUUGCAAAGACUCCUGUUGCAAAGAUUGCCAUUUCCACAUCACUCAUCAUUCAUGGACCACCUGGACCUCCCGGUGGGGUAUCUGCUAUUGACCUGACAAGCACCAGAGCUCGUGUGCAAUGGACAAAUGGCGCAAGCAACGGUAGGGAGAUUGAGAAAUACACAAUCCAGACAAGGACACAGUGGACAAAAGAAUGGAUAACUGUGGCUGAAAAUGUAACAGCCAGGAUUAUUGAUUCUUCCAAUGGGCGUAUGGAGUACCAGUUGGGUGAUGUCCUUUCGCCUUGGGCAUCACAUGAGUUCCGAGUGCAAGGUAUAAACAGCCUUGGUCAGGGCCAGUUCUCCACUGCAUCUCCCCAGGCCAAUACCCGACCGGACAUUCCUUUCAAGACCCCAUCCAACCUGGGAGGAGGAGGAGGCAAGACCGGGGAUCUCACCAUCACUUGGGAUCCAAUGCCUGGAGAAGACCAGAAUGCCCCAGGAAUAUACUACAAGUUGUUCUGGAGGCGGUCUGUCUUAGAUCCAGAGACGGAGUUCCAGACUGUUGUGCUGCGUGAACGUGGCAAUACAGGCAUGCAUGUUGUUGACGUUAAUCCUAUCAAAUAUUUCUACACCCAGUAUGAAGUAAAAAUUCAGCCAUUCAAUAAUCAAGGAGCAGGACCUAUAAGUGAUCCUGAAGAAGUCUUCACUGCAGAAGGUAUGCCUCAGGUUCAGCCUACAGAGGUAUCUGCUUUCGCCCACAAUGCAACAUCGCUCAAUGUUACCUGGCAGCCUAUUAAUCCUACCAGAGAUAAUAUCAGAGGAAAACUUAUUGGAUACAGAAUCAAAUACUGGAGACGAGAUGACAACGAGACAGAUCAUAUUAUCAAGCUGCAGAUUGGAACUGAGCAACAUGGUUUAAUUGUUGGUUUGGUGCCAAAUACCUUUUACUGGAUCAGGGUCAUGGCAUACAAUAGUGCUGGUGCUGGACCAGAGAGUGAACGGUUCUUAGAACGAACAUGGCGCUUCCCCCCACUCAUGCCACCAAAUGCAGUCAAAGUAUACGCCAUCAAUCCCAGCACUAUUCGUGUCACAUGGCGUGGUGUCACACCUUCUCCCAUGGAAGAACCACUUAUUGGAUACAAGAUUAAGGUCUGGGAGGCAGACCAAGAUUUCACAAAGGCAAAUAACACCCAUGUUUACAUUGGUUCUCCCCUUGAGGCUUACAUCAGUGAUCUUACCCCUGGCAAAACAUACAAGCUUCGAGUUCUUGCUUAUUCGAGGGGAGGUGAUGGUAAAAUGUCCUCACCACCUUGGGAGUUCCAGAUGGGUGACCCAGACAUCUUGAAAGGUGAAGCUCCAUCUGCCCAUGCUGUUAUGGACAAGACCCUCCUUUGUACAUUCUUGGUGGCCUUCCUCACUCCCCUGGUUCGCUCAUGGGUUAAUAGGCAUCACUAAGUCCUGCCUGUGGAAACAGCCUAUCUUCAUAACAUUUGAGUUAAUGAAGUCGUCUGUUCCAUUGCCAUUACAUCGUCCAAGUUAAAAAUUAGCAAUUCCUUGUGUUGCAUCAAAUACUUUUAUUUUAUUUUAACCAGGGUUUACGUAUGAGAAUCUCAUGACUUGCAGUAAUUGCAUGUUGUUUUAUGUUGAUGUCUUUUAUUUUAUCAGACAUAAGAUGUAUUUAAUGGAAUUUAUUUUUUUAGUAUGACUCCAUUGUUCAAAAGGGCCAAAGUUUGAGAAUAUUACAGUGAAACAUUUCUGUGUACAAAUAUCAGACUUGAAACUUUAGUUAUAUAUAGUGUUGGUUUAAGGUACACAAUUUUGAUUUCUUACUUUUAUUUUCAUGCCAAGUAAGUGUGUCAAGUUGCUCAUAUGAAAUUACUUAGGACGAGUUUUAUGGUGAAAUUUCUGUAUUUAAUCUUUUGAAUUGUUAGGAUUUGUAAUGAGCACUUCUUAUCAGUAAGAUUUUAUCUCGGCAAAAGGUAGUGGAUUAUGGACUUUAGUUAUAUACUUACAUAGCUUAGCACAGUAAUAGCUAUUAAAUUAAAAUAUUAAUUAUCUUUAGAUCUUUUGGCCAUGUCAUUUCGAGAUAGUAAAAACCUCAUCACUUAGGUUCAGUUUUAGUAUCUACUUCCCUAGGUAGCUUUGAGAUGUAGGUUGUCUUUUCUUGUAAACUUUCUUAGACUGUAACAGAGUCUCAUUCACAAAUGUUUAACCAAAGAAAAGUGGAAGAACUGACAAUUUGAUGUCUGGUUGGAAUUAUGUAAAUGACAACCAUAAUUUUCCUGUUCUGCCAAAAUGCAAUAUUUGUACUCACUCAGUAUAAUGGCUUAGCAAGUCCUCCAUUGUUAUCAGGAAAGUAUUAUGAGCAAUAGUAUUGUUACUAUUUAUAUUUUUAUGAUAAUUGUAUAUCUAAGAGGUAAAAAAUAAAAAAAAAAGUGCACAAAUGUGACUAAGUCAUAAUUGACUUGUAUGUAAUUCACAAAUGUAUUGUGUGUAAAAAUAUGCAUAAGUAAUGCUAUUCUUUCUAAGCAUAUCUCCAUACAACCAUAAAUGCUAAAUUGUAUUCAAGUUUCCUGAAUGAUUGUCAGUAAAUUCAGGUUUUGAAUACUCAAAUUGUAUAAUACUUAUACUGUUAAAUACGUAGUGGCUUCAUAAGUAUUUUGGAUAAGCACAUUAAGUGGUAUUAUCAUGUAUGAAAUGAAAGAUUUAUUCCUAAAUGUAAGCAUUGUUCAAACUUUCAGGAACUUUGGCGUGCCUUUCUUCCAUCCUUUACUGUAUGGAAUGUGGUUGUACCAUAUUAUUGUGAUCAAGUUUUAAAGCAAUACUUUCAAAGGCACUUGAAUUACAAGUGUUGAAAAACAUUCUAACCAUUUAUAUAUACAUAUACUUGACAUUUACAUAAUUUUCUUAAUGGUAGUGAAAGUGAAAGACAGAUUUUUUUUAAAGGUCUUUAAUGGGUAUCAAGUUUUCUUCCAGUUUUUGAAUGAAACACAGAUACCUGAUCAAGAAUUCCUCUGUGAAAUUAAGGAAUUCCAAUAACCAAUAUAUUGAUGUGUGACUGUACUUCAGUGUUUCCGUCCAGUUUUAAAGUUUGUACAAUUUUGUAAAGUUCUUUAUGGGUACUUACAUUUGAUUUAAGAUUGUAAAAUAUUUUUAUUU
This is a messenger RNA of Penaeus monodon (black tiger shrimp), 5749 nucleotides long. RefSeq names its product contactin-like (gene Cont). NCBI's taxonomy places the organism in Eukaryota, Metazoa, Arthropoda, Malacostraca, Decapoda, Penaeidae. The coding region runs from base 152 to 4045 and encodes 1297 amino acids. The record is from RefSeq and is a predicted model, not a curated record. Gene Ontology annotation, molecular function: protein binding. The transcript is spliced from 26 exons. Gene Ontology annotation, biological process: cell-cell adhesion.